GCUCUAGAAACGUCUACUACUCCAGUUGCGUCAGUACGGCCAUGCUUAUCGCAGGAUACGCAAAAAGAUCCGCAGCAUUGUAGUCCGCCGAACAGAGGCGUCUUCAUUGGUUGUGUGUGGGCAGCGUUUUCUUUUUACAGGCAUUAUUAGUAUUUUACAAGACACUUCGCCUCGGAAACACCGUCCCGCUUCACGUCUAGACAUGCAUCCAGCAACUGCCAAGUGGUACGACAGGAGGGACUCUGUGUUUAUAGAGUUUUGCAUAGCAGACAGCAAAGAUGUUAAAGUUAAUUUUGAUAAAACAAAGUGUGGUUUCAGUUGUCUUGGAGGAACUGACAAUGUCAAACAUGAGAAUGAAAUAGACCUUUUUGACGCUAUUGAUGAGAAUGAAUCCAAACAUAAACGUACAGAUCGCUCAGUAUUGUGCUAUUUACGAAAAGCACAGCCAGGGAAGGCAUGGCCGAGGCUAACAAAAGAAAAGGCUAAGCUGAGUUGGCUCAGUGUCGAUUUUAACAACUGGAAAGACUGGGAGGACGACUCAGAUGAGGAAAUGGGCAACUUCGAUCAGUUCUCAGAUAUGAUGAACAACAUGGGAGGUGAAGAUGACCUACCUGAUCUAGAUGGUGCAGAUGAUGAUGAGUCUGCAGAUAGCGAUGAUGAGAAAAUGCCAGAUUUGGAAUAGAAUACCAUACAACUCUGGAAAGAAAAUGGAUAACAGAGGGCAAGAAGAAAAUUAACAAAUAUAUAUCUUGAAAUUGAAGGCAGUGACAAACUGUACAUCAUGUCAGUAGCCAUAUUUAAAUCCAUAGCCUCAGCUCCAAACUCUUGACGAAUCAGUUCACUGAAGGUUGAUAUGCAUGGUAUUGUACAGAGCAGCUAUCUCCACUUCCAUUUGCUGUACUGCACCUUUGGGGUAUCUUAUUUUAUUGUUAAAUAUUACAACUAAGCACAUGUCUUUUUGUUUUUCCUUUCUGAAAAGUAUAGUGUAUAGUUGUCCUCAGCUGAACAAUAGGUUUUAAGAUAUUUACAAUUUGUUUGCAAACAGAUUGUGAAUUAAAAUGAUUAGAGACUUAUUCCCAAGGAUGUGGUUUUAAGUUUGAGAACACUAGCCGUGUACAUCUGAAGAACUUUGCAUUGACUGAUUAGGUUCCUCCAAAAACUACCAUGUGGCGUAAAUUAGAUAUGCAGGCAACCAUUCUUUGUUUUCGUAGCAUACUGUUUCAGUGUUUCCCUUACUACUUGUUUAAUGUUUAGAAUAUUCUGAGAUCAUUAGAGCACUAUUUAAAUAUUGCCUAAAUGAAUUCCAGUUAAUAUCAAUAACGGUUUCUCUUCAUACCCACCUAACAUGCACUCUCGUGUUACACUGCAAAAGCUAGGUGAAAUGUGCAGCUGAUAAGGAGCUUGAAGCUUGGUUGGACCUCAGCGUUAUGUGGUUUGUUGCUAUUAUCUAGGUUCUUUCCAUUUGUUCAUGUAGAAUAAAGCCUCCCCUGGUGAUGAGGUGUCAGAAUGAUACAGCAACAUGUAAUGACCAAAUUAUAUUUGCACUGUCAAUAAAAUCUAAGGGGAUACAAUGUUGAAUUACAGUGGAAAUUCUUUUUUUUUAUUGUCUGCAUCUUUCUAAUAAACUGUUUAAGAAUCA
This is a messenger RNA of Betta splendens (Siamese fighting fish), 1639 nucleotides long. It is a transcript of the gene ptges3b, whose product is annotated as prostaglandin E synthase 3b (cytosolic). Gene Ontology annotation, molecular function: prostaglandin-E synthase activity; protein-folding chaperone binding; Hsp90 protein binding. Gene Ontology annotation, cellular component: cytosol; nucleus. Lineage: Eukaryota; Metazoa; Chordata; Actinopteri; Anabantiformes; Osphronemidae. The coding region runs from base 203 to 682 and encodes 159 amino acids. The transcript has 8 exons. The record is from RefSeq and is a predicted model, not a curated record. Gene Ontology annotation, biological process: prostaglandin biosynthetic process; chaperone-mediated protein complex assembly; telomere maintenance via telomerase.